Messenger RNA from Ipomoea nil (Japanese morning glory), 3300 nucleotides. RefSeq names its product proteoglycan 4-like. NCBI's taxonomy places the organism in Eukaryota, Viridiplantae, Streptophyta, Magnoliopsida, Solanales, Convolvulaceae. The transcript has 9 exons. The coding region runs from base 362 to 3088 and encodes 908 amino acids. The record is from RefSeq and is a predicted model, not a curated record.
CAUGUUUUGUCCUUUUCUUCUCCUUCACACUCCAAAGGCCUAAGCUUUUCUCUGUGCUUUCCAUCUUCAGGCUCCAUAAUAGGGAGCAAUAACAAAAUUUUAUUAAAUAAAAAAAAAAAAGGAAGAAAACAAAAAUAGUAGAAAAUAAAGAGAGAGAAAAAAUGACACUUUUAUUUUGGGGUUUUAGCUCCAAAUUCCAUUUGAAUUCUCACCAAAGCCUCCCUCUCUGAGCUUUCUUCAGCUCCAUUAUUGAUGAGAUGAGAUUUUGGGGGUGCUGCUAAGAGAGAGCUUAAGAAUUCUCAUUCUGUGAUUGCACAUUCAAAGUCUGCAGUUGUUAGGAUUCUUGUAUUGAGGGAACAGGAUGGUGGACUAUAUCGAAUUUCGGGUUUUUCCAAGCCAGAAUAGAUAUGAGGCUUGCAUUUGUUACCACAACAAGAUAGAGACUGUUGCUUCUGGAGUUCUGGAGCCACUGGCUAUGCAGUCUCCCAAAAUCAAAGCUUUAUGCUCAAGAGGAUCAGAUGAAACCUUCAAACUUCAACCACCAGAGAAUCUUGAUGAUGCUAAGUGGUUUACAAGAUCUGCUUUAAUGAGAUUUGUUCAUAUUAUCAGUUCAUCAGAAGUUCAGGAUAAGGUCAAGGCUAUGGAAAAUGAGAUAUCUCAGCUGGAAGAAUCCUUAAAAUUUCAUGCUUCUAUAUAUGAAAAGGCUGAUGAUACUUACGUCGCACCAGAUUCUUCCAAGAACGAAUUACUUCGGGCGAUGGAGUUGAGACUCACAACAUUAAGAGGAGAGUUGGAGAGUGCUUGGUACCAAGCUGCUGGUUCUUCUGAGGAAAUUACUGCCAUUCUGAAGUUCUGUCAUCAUUUUGGAGCUCUCGACUUGAGCAACUCCCUGCAGAAGGUUCUUGGGUUGAGCCAAGAGGACAUGCCUGCAAAUGUAGCAGAUGUUAAGGAUUCUGUCCCGGAAACCGGUCCAACACAAUCAGAAACACCUGUUAUAUAUGGUGCCUCUCCUGCAAAAGCUGCCCAGAUUGAGAGGCAAAGCUCAUCAGAAGGGGAGGAGUCUUCAUGCAUCAGUGAGGAGGAUCAACCGUCAGUGGAACGAAGCCGGCCCCUAACGCGAUCUGCCUCGCCACGACGGUCUGCUUCUCCAAUGCGACGAAUCCAGAUAGGGCGGUCUGGCACCCGAAGGUCCACCGCUUUAACCAUCAAGAGCUUGAGCUACUUCCCCGCCAGCAGAGAAAAGCUAGCCUUUCAAGAGAAAAGCGACGAGGAAGAAUCCGAGCAAGCCUCGAGAAUGAGUGUGCAGGACAGGAUCAGUCUCUUCGAGGGCAAACAGAAAGCUCAAACCGAGAAGACGAAAUCAGUAGUACUAAAUGCUGCUCCUGUGAUGGCUGCAAAUAAAGCUGUUCUGAGAAGAUGGAGUUCAGGGAUAAUGGGUGAUUCUAACUCUUCUGAUAAUCCUCCUUCCAUCGAGUCGGGACAAGAAAUUCUGAGAGUCCUUCCCCCCGAUUCGUGUACUAGUGGCCUUCCCCCCGAGAAACCUGAUAUGGAGGAAGAUGAUCUCCCGGUCCCGAGAGAAGAAGGUAACGAAAUGGAAGCUGCAUUAACCGAGAGGACUUGCCAGAACGACGAGGAGGUAAGCCCGCCUCAGAUUGCCAUAACGAACACCCAGCCUGCAGAAAGUGAAGGUCUUAAUGAUGGCAAAGACACAAGCUUUCCCAGUGAGCAGGCCGUUCGUCCUUCCAAUCAUCAUUACAACCAAAAGAGGAACGAGCAGAAGCUUCGAGGUGAGACUGAUAGAAAGCAAGUAGAGAGGAAAAAUCCCAGAAGUAAUCUUGAUGAAGGAAUAGCUGGAAAUUCAAAGAAAACCCAAAGAACACUGAAGAAUUCGCCUCAGUCUGCAAAUCCAAAAACCGAAACUUCAAAACCGAGUGUUGUGAAGAAAGUUUCGAGUGCAAAAGCUUCACCUUUGCCUGCCACACGUAAAUCAUGGCCAUCAACACCAUCACCGAGAGCUACCGGGGCAUCACAAGUUAAAACUCCAUCACCGAGAGCGAUUCCAGCCACCAGAAGAUCAAAGCCGACACCAUCAGUUCCUCAAUCAAGCCAAAAACUCGAAAGAUCACAACAGCCACACCCGACGUCUGUGAAAGCAUCCCCAAGUGAUACUAGGAAGAGUGUGAAAAGCUUGAUAAGCCAACAAACAAAAACCAAAGUUAAGGCUAACGAGGUAACCAAGAAAAGCAGCAUGGCUCCUCUCAAACCAAACGAACCAGCUAAGAAACCAAGGCCUUUUCUCCAUAAGGACUCAAGGACUGGAGCCAAAGCAAAAAAUUCUCCACCAUUAGAUCCUUUGAGGGACUCAGUGGAUUCGGGUAGAGCUAAAGAGAACGAGAUGGCUUCUGUUGUUUAUGAACAGGUGCAUCAACAAGAGGAUACCAAUCUUGAAACAGAAACACAGCUAAAUAGCCCACAGAAACACGAAGAAACAGGAAGUUCUAAUCCAGUUACUUCCAACAACGAAGUUGAUUUCCAAAGUUCUGCAGUAAAAGACGAAUCUGAAGAUGAACCUAACAUUUCCCCCGAAGCUUGGACAAAAAUAGAAGAGCACGAAGAUGAACAGAUUCCAUCCAAUACGACUGCUAGCCAAAGUGAAUCUCUCCCAACUGAACCCGAAAGUGCUGCAAUUCCUCAUCCCGAGAGUGAUGUAGCCUGGGGGAAUGAAGAGAAUCCUCCUACAAUGGUCUAUCAAAAGGACGCGCCCAAAGGACUGAAAAAGCUUCUAAAGUUUGCUAGGAAGAGUAAAACCGAUGCAAACACAACACGUUUGUCAAGCCAGUCUGUCAUAGAGGAAACCAUAGCUCUUAGUAAGAAGGACGGUGACAAGAAGGCCACAUCUCAUACAAAGAACUACGGGAAUAAAAAUGCUUUAUCAAGUGAAUCUCGGGUUUCUGCUCAAGCAACUAAAGGCAAACUAGUUUCCCAAACCAAAUCUCAGAAACUGCCAGAGGGCACAAAAGCAACAAGAUCAUUUUUCUCUCUUUCAGCAUUCAAGGGGACCAAGCAGAAUGAUCCACUGGUUCAUUGACAACCAAGUUCAGAAUGCUCGAGUGCUCGCUAAGGUGGUUGGGAUGUUGGAUAGUGUAGCGUGCAGUGUACAUAGUGUGCUUCUAUGUAUUUAACAUAUCAACUUUGUAACCAAAUAUUUCAUCCAUGGAACAGUAUUGUCUCUAUAUGUAUCAAGAAUUCAAGACAACCUUAGCCUUUUUGCUGCAGCAAUAUAUCAUUUGUCUAUCAAAA